This is a messenger RNA of Neodiprion virginianus, 1274 nucleotides long. Its product is annotated as ubiquitin-like protein 4A. Gene Ontology annotation, biological process: post-translational protein targeting to endoplasmic reticulum membrane. Lineage: Eukaryota; Metazoa; Arthropoda; Insecta; Hymenoptera; Diprionidae. The record is from RefSeq and is a predicted model, not a curated record. Gene Ontology annotation, molecular function: protein binding. The transcript is spliced from 3 exons. The coding region runs from base 327 to 770 and encodes 147 amino acids.
UCUUGACAUCGAAGCGACAUCACAAUAAACGAAAUACAUCAAUAUAUACCACAUUUCUAUGCGAGUAUGCGUUCUUGAGUCGUCGUAUACUUCAUGGAGAUAAUAUUGGACAAAAAUUGAGGGUUGCUUUGUGCCUUCACCUGUCGUCAGCAGCAGCAGCAGUAGUAGAAAAAAUUGCGUUAACGAAUCUAACCUGGAAUCCAACCUAGGUGUAGGACAGAUUGCUUUAAUCGUUUAAUUAUUGCGAGGUAUUGGAUAUUUAAAUUAAGAUGAGUCAACGUUGACACAGUUCUACCCCCGCCGUUCUGUGUUAAAUUAAUUCAAACAUGAAAAUCGUUGUGAAAAUUCUACAGGGAAGAGAGUGUGUAGUUGACAUAUUGCCGUCAAACACAGUCCUCGAGUUGAAACAUAAAGUUAGUGAAUCAUUAGGAAUCGCUGUACCGAAUCAAAAGUUGAUUCAUACAGGAAAGGCCCUUGCAGACGACCAGCUUCUGAGUUUUUAUCCAACGAUAAAAGACGGUUGCAAGUUAAAUUUAUUUGUAAAGAAGCAAAUUCAAAGUGAGGGUAAGAGUGCUCAAGGUGAUACUGGCAUCCAAUUAUUCAGAAGCGAGAUGUCAAGAGUCUUGAGGCAUUAUUAUACAGAAUCUGAAACACAGUCGAUAAUUAAUGAGUUUAUGAAAGACUUAAAAAAGAAAGUAGACGGCUUGAGCUAUGACGACUUGGAAAGAUUAGCAACGGCUCUGCUUCAGGAUCAAGAAAGUACCACUUGAAGAAAUUUUCCUUGGAUUUUUUUCUGCAGAAUACCUUCAAUCAUUCGUUUGUUAAUUUUUAAUAAAACUCUGCAUCUAGAAAAUUUUUAAUUGUAAGGUUUUCCGUGCUUUGUGAAAAGUGAAUAAUGUUUUCUUGUACUGCUCACUUUUACAAAUUAAUUCUUUGCACUCUUUUUUAAUCAAUUAUUUACAACAAAUUUUCUAUACAUUCGUCCGUUUUACGCAUUAAUUUCCCUCUCAUUUCACAAAAUGGCAAACCCACAGGUGGCUGAGACGAUUGAUUUGCACAAUAUUUAACAGCAAUGUUCAACGAAAUUCCAUUCGUGAAUAAUUCAUUGAGUUGACCUAAAGAAUAUUUUAAGCAUAUGUAAUUUCUAAUAUUCAAGAGAUGUAAUGUAGCCUCUUCAAUGAUCGCUCGCUUGAAUCAACAUUCAUCCAUCAUGUUUAGCUGUUAACUAAGUGCAAGAUAAUGAUAAUAAUAAAACAAAACUUGUUACGUUAAAA